AUGUCUGUCUCUAAGAUUGCAGCUGUUCUUCUCAGCUCGGCCGCUCUGGUUGCUGGUCACGGAUUCGUGUCGGGUGCCGUUGUUGAUGGCAAAUACUACACUGGAUACCUCGUCAACCAAUACCCUUACAUGAGCAGCCCUCCUGAGAGCAUCGGUUGGUCUGAAACCGCUACCGAUCUGGGUUUCGUCGACGGUAGCGGCUACUCUAGCGGCGACAUCAUCUGCCACAAGAGUGCUAAGAAUGGUGCCAUCUCUGCCGAGAUCAAGGCCGGUGGAAAGGUUGAAUUCCAAUGGACUGAAUGGCCUGAAUCUCACCACGGACCGGUCAUUACCUACAUGGCCAACUGCAAUGGUGAUUGCGCCUCAGUUGACAAGACCAGUCUGGAAUUCUUCAAGAUUGAUGAGAGUGGUCUGAUCAGUGACUCUAAUGUUCCUGGCACCUGGGCCUCCGACAACCUAAUCGCCAACAACAACAGCUGGACGGUGACUGUUCCCAGCUCCAUCGCCGCUGGUAACUAUGUCAUGCGUCACGAAAUCAUUGCCCUCCACUCCGCUGGAAACCAGAACGGUGCCCAGAACUACCCUCAGUGCAUCAACCUUAAGGUCACCGGUGGUGGCAGCGACAAGCCUGCAGGUACCCUCGGCACUGCGCUCUACAAGAACACUGACGCCGGCAUCCUUGUCAAUAUCUACCAGAGCCUGAGCUCCUAUGACAUUCCUGGUCCCGCUCUCUACUCUGGCGCUUCUUCUGGCAGCUCCAACAGCGGUGGUUCCGCCUCGUCUAGCGCCGCUGCUCCUUCUGCCACCAUCACUCAGACCUCUACUGCAGUCCAGACUAGCUCUGCGACUGUUUACCAGCCCUCCACUACCACCGAGGCUGUCACCGUCACCAGCACUCCUGCCCAGCAGAGCUACGUCCAGGCUCCUACCGCCACCCCUAGCUCCACUGCCGGCAGCUCCAGCUCCAGCGGCACUCUUCCCAGCGGCAGCAGCCUCACCGAGUACUUCAACUCCCUCAGCGCCGAGGAGUUCCUGAAGGUCCUUAAGGAGACCUUCUCUUGGCUGGUUACGGAGAAGGUGCACGCUCGUGAUCUCUCUGCCUAG
This is a messenger RNA of Aspergillus fischeri NRRL 181, 1104 nucleotides long. RefSeq names its product lytic polysaccharide monooxygenase auxiliary activity family 9 protein. NCBI's taxonomy places the organism in Eukaryota, Fungi, Ascomycota, Eurotiomycetes, Eurotiales, Aspergillaceae. The record is from RefSeq and is a predicted model, not a curated record. Bases 1 to 1104 code for a protein of 367 amino acids. The transcript has 2 exons.